Pongo pygmaeus (Bornean orangutan) is the source of this 822-nucleotide messenger RNA. RefSeq names its product haptoglobin-like. The record is from RefSeq and is a predicted model, not a curated record. Gene Ontology annotation, molecular function: serine-type endopeptidase activity. The transcript is spliced from 2 exons. Gene Ontology annotation, biological process: zymogen activation. Bases 28 to 822 code for a protein of 264 amino acids. Lineage: Eukaryota; Metazoa; Chordata; Mammalia; Primates; Hominidae. Gene Ontology annotation, cellular component: blood microparticle.
GCUGCCCAAAGCCCCCUGAGAUUGCAAAUGGCUACAGGGAACACUCAAUUCGCUAUCAGUAAUCCGGCAAACCCGGUGCAGCGGAUCCUGGGUGGACACCUGGAUGCCAAAGGCAGCUUUCCCUGGCAGGCUAAGAUGGUCUCCCGCCAUAAUCUCACCACAGGGGCCACGCUGAUCAAUGAACAAUGGCUGUUGACCACGGCUAAAAAUCUCCUCCUGAGCCAUUCAGAAAAUGCCAUAGCGAAAGACAUUGCUCCUACUUUAACACUCUAUGUGGGGGAAAAGCAGCUUGUAGAGAUUGAGAAGGUGGUUCUACACCCUAACUACUCCCAGGUAGAUAUUGGGCUCAUCAAACUCAAACAGAAAGUGUCUGUUAAUGAGAGAGUGAUGCCCAUCUGCCUACCUUCAAAGGAUUAUGCAGAAGUAGGGCGUGUGGGUUACGUGUCUGGCUGGGGACAAAAUGACAACUUUAAACUUACUGACCAUCUGAAGUAUGUCAUGCUGCCUGUGGCUGACCAAGACCAAUGCGUAAGGCACUAUGAAGGCAGCACAGUCCCCGAAAGGAAGGCACCGAAGAGGCCUGUAGGGGUGCAGCCCAUACUGAAUGAACACACCUUCUGUGCCGGCAUGUCUAAGUACCAGGAAGACACCUGCUAUGGCGAUGCGGGCAGUGCCUUUGCCGUUCACGACCUGGAGGAAGACACCUGGUACGCGGCUGGGAUCCUAAGCUUUGAUAAGAGCUGUGCUGUGGCUGAGUACGGUGUGUAUGUGAAGGUGACUUCCAUCCAGGACUGGGUUCAGAAGACCAUAGCUGAGAACUAA